AUGGAAGAUAGAUGUGUUCCAUUAAGAUAUUUGGACGAAAAAACUGUCGAAUGGUAUACAAAGGUGAUCCUAUUGACUAAAGGGAUUCUUGUCAAUUCCAAAGGAAAAGCAGGCUCCUUAACGCUUUCUCUUGCUGAUAAAGAGAAAACUGUUAUGCAAGCUGUCAUCUACACAAAGGACCUGAAUUUCCUUGAACAAAAGCUUCAGCUUUACGAAACUUACUAUAUUGGGAAUGCCUUUAUAACCAAAAUAGAAGAUCCUAAGUACCAAUAUGGAUCUGUACCCUUUCAAAUGACAUUGACAAGGAAAAGUUUUAUUGAAAAAGUUGAAAGAACCAAGAGCUACCAUCUAGAUGAGUGCCUACCAAUAACUCCUUUUUGGGAAAUAGAUGUUGAUCCAGACAAAGAGAAUGAAAAUCUGAGUAGUAUACUUCAUCUCCUUUGUGUCCUCCAUAUGCUUCCUCCCAGAACAGUCAAUGCGCAAAAUGGAGCAACAAUUGUGCAAGACUUUGUGAUCAUUAACAAUGAGAUUGUUGAAAACAAAGACUGUGCUGAAAAUGUCAUCAAGGAGAAACUUUAUGAGAAACAGAAGCAAGAGGUUCGAGUACCAAAAGAAAAACAUAUCCGUCAAAUCAAUCAAGUCCUUAACAUACAACACACGGUGAAAAAUUGUUGGGUCAAAGCUACAGCAACCAUAAAAGACAACCAACGUCUAUACACAGCGAUUUGUCCGAAUUGUGACAAUCCAUCUGGUGCACCAAUGGGCAUAAUUUCUACUUGCAACUAUUGUGGUACCUCUGGAAAAGCACCAAAACCAGGCUUAAAAUUUGUCAUCAACUUGGCUGACAUCACUGGUACUCUACAAGCUGUUAUCCAAAAUGAAUAUAUUGAAAAAUUGUUACGAUGCAGUGCUGAUGAAGUUUAUCAUAACCAUCUAGCGGGAAAACCCGUGGAUUUGCGACAAGUGAAUACAACAUUGCAAAGUCAAGUUCUGUAUGCCAGGCUGAGAAUUUUUAAAAUAAAAGAAUCAGCUUUUGGUUUUGAACUUACAGCAUUCACUCCAGACCAAAAAACCUGUGAUAUGAUGAUUGGAGAUACACCAACAAAAGCUGUCACUACUCCAGCUACUUACCCAGCAAUCACAAGCUCACCAAGUCAACAAGGAAGUACUACAAAAUCACAAACUUAUGUUGACACUCCCACCUCAGUGGCAGAAGAUUCAGAAUAUGUUUCAGUACAAGAUGCAGAAAAGAAAGGUACUGCAGUCAAAAGAACUCUAACUCAUGAUAUUGAACGGGCAUCCAAAAAAACAAGAUUCCCUCCUUCUGAUCAACAGUAA
Messenger RNA from Oldenlandia corymbosa var. corymbosa, 1338 nucleotides. The record is from the annotation of a GenBank genome assembly. Lineage: Eukaryota; Viridiplantae; Streptophyta; Magnoliopsida; Gentianales; Rubiaceae.